AUGUCAGAAUCUAAGGACUUAUCGUUGAAGGUGGACAACAACGGUCACUCAUGCGAGACUGCGGUCGAAAGAGUUGAGGACGUGGAACAACAUGGCGAAAACGCUGAGGAGAACGCCGUGCAGCAAAUCCAUGCGAAGACCAUUAUUCUUUUAAUUGCCAUUGUCGCCAUAUACUUCGUCCAAGUCCUACAUCUCGCAGGAAGUGGAUUGCUUGCUUCGACGAUUACUGCUGUUACUGGCGGCGCAACGCAGUCCAUCUGGUUGACUGCUGCCCUGGGCAUCUCAGCAGCAGCGCUCGGAGCUCCUGUAAGCCAAGCGUCGGACUUCUGGGGCCGCAAAUGGUUCACUGUCGGCUUUUCAGCUCUGGGCUUUAUCGGCUGUCUCAUUGUUUCGCGCGCAACGAACUUUGGCAUGGUCAUUGGAGGCCAAAGUAUUGCCUGUCUCGCUCUUGGGGCACAGCCUCUUGUGCAUGCCAUCGCGUCAGAAAUAGUGCCCCGCAAAUACAGGUCUCUUGCACAAUCUGCGGUCAACGUCGCCUCAGCCAGCGGAGGACUUACCGGAAUUAUGAUUGGCGGGGCUCUAGUUCGAUUCAAUCCGGAAGGCUUUCGAAUUUACUUCUAUAUUACAGCGGCUCUAUAUGGUGCGACUGCCGCUAUAGUCCUCUGGCUAUAUAACCCUCCACCUCGCCAACUGCAAAUCGAACUUCGACAAACUCAAAAGCUUGCCCAGCUAGAUUGGUAUGGCUAUCUACUAUUCGUGCCAGGGCUGAUUCUGUUUUCUUACGCACUCACUUCGUCCAGUGGUGUAUACCCUUGGAGUAGUUCGAAGAUCAUCGGACCUCUCGUCGUGGGUGUUCUGCUUCUCGUGAUGUUUAUCGUCUAUGAGUGGAAGUUGUUGGCUUCUGGCAUGCUACACCAUGGGCUCUUUUCAAAGGGGCGAAAUUUUCCUAUCUGUGUAGCCCUGAUCUUCACUGAGGGUUUGGCAUUCUUCGCUGCCAAUACAUUCUACGCUUAUGAAAACGCGGUACUCUACGAUCAGGAUUUCUUUCAUGCUGGAUUGAGAUUCACGGUAGUCUUCUGGUCGGCAAACGUGGCCACCAUAUUGACAGGGUUGUACGUCUCACGGACCAAGCAACUUCGGUUGCCAUUGAUAGUUGCGACGUCAUUCAUCACACUCUUCUUUGCUACCAUGGCGUCCCUGACACCAUCAACACCACAGUCCCCUAUAGGAUUUGCAGUCUUUUUAGGCCUCGGGCUUGGAUCAGCGCUGAACACUGUUGUCGUUACUGCACAGCUCUCCACUCCCCCAGAUCUCAUCGCCCUUGCCAGUGGAUUGAUGAUAGCAAUGCGAAGCACUGGAGGCACGGUGGGUCUCUCGAUUUUUCAGGCCCUCUUGAGCAACGCGCUUAGCAAGCAACUUCCAGAGAAGGUGCUCGGUCAGGUUAUUCCUCUAGGGUUCGAUACAGGAUACACUGGGGUCCUCUUGGAUGGUCUCGGGGCCCAGAACGGGACAUUACUAGAGUCAAUUCCUGGGAUCACGCCUCAGAUCAUUACAGCUGCCGUGGUGGGUGUCAAAGAAGCGUACUCUAUUAGUUUUCGCCGUGUUUGGAUAGCUGCUGCCGCGUUCGCGGCCGUGGCCACACUACUCAGUUGUUUCAUUGUCGAUAAUAAGCAGGAGUUUACCAUGCAUAUAGAUGCACCUGUCGAGUCUGAGGCCGAGUUGUCCCGGAGGUGA
This is a messenger RNA of Exophiala bonariae, 1734 nucleotides long. RefSeq lists its product as uncharacterized. The transcript is spliced from 3 exons. The record is from RefSeq and is a predicted model, not a curated record. Lineage: Eukaryota; Fungi; Ascomycota; Eurotiomycetes; Chaetothyriales; Herpotrichiellaceae. Gene Ontology annotation, biological process: transmembrane transport. The coding region runs from base 1 to 1734 and encodes 577 amino acids. Gene Ontology annotation, cellular component: plasma membrane. Gene Ontology annotation, molecular function: transmembrane transporter activity.